AGUAGGGCCGACCCAGAUGUCUUACUUCCUGAAUAUUUGACAACAGCGACAUCUCUUAUCGGAACGAAACAUGUAAUUUGACGGUAUUCACGUUGCGAGCGUGGCCGGGCAGAUAAUUUGAGUAUAAUUACGUGAGUAAAACAAAGGGAAAAGAAAAGUACGUCUUUUUUCCUAUCGAUGGACAUUUUGUUUUCUGUUGAGCCGCACGUAGCGUUGCCGUUUUCCGCUCCAUCGCUGCCGCAACUGGGCAUGGACAGUUAACGUGUUUGCAUUACAAAGUACGAGCUAAAUAGCGUGUCGCGGCCCUCGCAACGAAGGAAAUUUACCCUUCGGGCCUUGUGUUGUAGCUGUAAACGCUUGAAAAAAAGUGACAAUGAGCUUCUUCAGUUUUGGACAAAGUGCGGACAUCGACGUGGUGCUUAACGACGCCGAGACGAGGAAGAAGGCAGAGCACAAGACUGAGGAUGGCAAGAAGGACAAGUAUUUCCUCUUCUACGACGGAGAGACAGUCAGCGGCAGGGUCAACGUCACGCUCAAGAGCCCCGGAAAGAGGCUGGAGCACCAGGGCAUCAAGAUUGAAUUUGUCGGACAGAUUGAACUGUAUUAUGACCGUGGGAACCACCACGAGUUUGUGUCCCUGGUGAAAGACCUGGCAAGGCCCGGUGAGAUGACCCAGUCGCAGACGUUCGACUUUGAGUUCACUCACGUGGAGAAGCCCUACGAGUCCUACACGGGCCAAAAUGUCAAACUCAGAUACUUCCUGCGUGCGACCGUGAUAAGAAGACUUAACGAUAUCAGUAAAGAGUUGGACAUUGUAGUGCACACGCUGAGCACGUAUCCCGAACUGAACUCCUCCAUUAAAAUGGAAGUCGGCAUCGAGGACUGUCUCCACAUUGAGUUUGAAUACAACAAAUCCAAAUACCACCUGAAAGAUGUCAUUGUGGGGAAAAUCUACUUCCUGCUGGUGAGGAUUAAGAUAAGGCACAUGGAGAUCGACAUUAUUAAGCGGGAGACAACCGGAACGGGCCCGAGUGUCUACCACGAAAACGACACCAUUGCCAAAUAUGAGAUUAUGGAUGGAGCACCAGUCAGGGGUGAAUCUAUUCCCAUUCGGUUGUUUCUGGCUGGCUACGACCUAACUCCCACCAUGCGCGACAUCAACAAGAAGUUCUCGGUGCGCUACUAUUUGAACCUGGUGCUAAUCGACGAGGAGGAGAGACGCUACUUCAAACAGCAGAAGCACAUAUGAGGUCACACAGUGAUGAUGUUGGAUGAGAAGGCUCUCAGUCUGUACUAUAAUUCAUCGCAAAGCUGUUCUAUCAGGUUGCUGCAGCCCAGUCAAGUUCAUCUACACCAUGUCUUCACGGACCUUGCUUUGUACAUUGGUGCACAGUCAUGUUGGAACAGGAAGGCACCAUCCCAUCCAUCCAUUUUCUGAGCCGCUUCUCCUCACGAGGGUCGCGGGCGUGCUGGAGCCUAUCCCAGCCAUCAUUGGGCAGGAGGCGGGGUACACCCUAAACUGGGUUGCCAGCCAAUCGCAGGACACAUACAAACAAACAACCAUUCGCACUCACAUGCACACCUACGGGCAAUUUAGAGUCUUCAAUUAACCUACCAUGCAUGUUUUUGGGAUGUGGGAGAAAACCGGAGUGCCCGGAGAAAACCCACGCAGGCACGGGGAGAACAUGCAAACUCCACACAGGGGGGGCCGGGGAUUGAACCCCAGUCCUCAGAACUGUGAGGCAGACGCUCUAACCAGUCGUCCACCGUUUGCCUGUCACAAUCCCAAAAGGGAGAAUUCUGUUUCACAAAAUCAUCCCCAAACUGUAAAUCGUCUUAAAUACCACGCAGGCAACUUGUUAACAACAUGGACAGUAUAGUAAGAUUGUUUACAUACCUUGGUAUGUACUGCUGUUUUGGUUAGCAACAGAGUUAAAAAAAAAGACUCAACGGUUAACUCUUGAACGUCCACGUGAACGAAAGAGUCCCACGAACUGAGAUACAGUAAGUGACAGUAGCUACCCGUUUUUUCCUGAUGGGAAAAGUGAAGUGUUCAUUUCAGGGAGGCGUUAAUUUUAUUUGGGGAAAUACCUUGCGCGGAUUGAAGUAUUGGGACAAUUGGCCAUUAACUAAACCCAGGGAAAGUGAAAAAUGCAAGAAAAUCUUUUAUUUUCUGAGAAGACUUGCAAUACAAGAAUAAUGUGUGGUUCUGUGGGCUUCUUCCAUGCCAUUCAUUUAAUGUUGACUUUAUAGACGUCGCUUUGUUAUACUGGAACAGUCCCAGAAAGUUUAGAAACUUGAUGCUCCAAAAUGUCUUGCUAAGAUCAAGAAUAAGGAUUCAAAGUGGGGCUAAGUCCACUCGCCAAAUGUUUCCAGCCAUCCAUUUUCUAUACUGCUUAUGAUAGUAAGGUUUGAGGGGAGCUGGAGCCUGCCACAGCUGACUUCGGACAAAAGGUGGCCUACACCCUGGACUGACCACCAGUGAAUCACAAAUCAGAUUCAGCACACAACUGCCACCAUUUGAAAUGCCUCGGAUUAACCCCAAAUAAAGUUCUGAUGUUCUA
Molecule: messenger RNA, 2564 nt
Organism: Phyllopteryx taeniolatus (common seadragon)
Lineage: Eukaryota; Metazoa; Chordata; Actinopteri; Syngnathiformes; Syngnathidae
Product: vacuolar protein sorting-associated protein 26B-like
Exons: 6
Coding region: 374-1249 (291 amino acids)
Biological process (GO): retrograde transport, endosome to Golgi; intracellular protein transport
Cellular component (GO): endosome; retromer complex
Source: RefSeq, a predicted model, not a curated record